Molecule: messenger RNA, 1149 nt
Organism: Saccharomycopsis crataegensis
Lineage: Eukaryota; Fungi; Ascomycota; Saccharomycetes; Ascoideales; Saccharomycopsidaceae
Product: FAD-dependent oxidoreductase
Exons: 1
Coding region: 1-1149 (382 amino acids)
Biological process (GO): D-amino acid catabolic process
Cellular component (GO): cytoplasm
Molecular function (GO): D-amino-acid oxidase activity; FAD binding
Source: RefSeq, a predicted model, not a curated record
AUGGACAAACGACAUAUUGUGGUGAUUGGUGCCGGAAUAAUCGGCCUUAGUGUUGCCUCUGAGUUGGCAGAUACCGGAAAGUAUACUCUCACUGUCAUUGCUGAUCAUAUGCCAAGUGACUAUAAUGUGUCUGAAUUAUCAAAGGAUGGUUACUUGUAUGACUACACUUCUCUCUGGGCCGGCGCUCAUUAUAGACCUUUCCCAUUCACUUCAGAACAUGGGAGAUUUGAACAAGAGCUCACAAGGAUUACUUACAAAAAAUUCAAGGAAAUAUCCGCAAACCAUCCUGAAAGUUCCAUUAAAUUCAUGAAGGGAAUCGACUUUAUCGAGGCUCCUUCAAAAGCAUAUUUGGGUCAGCUUAAUGGAUAUAGCGGUGAAUAUUUGGAGAAUUUUGAAAUUAUUCCGCACCCUACAAGAAAGAACAUCAAGUUUGGGGCACAAUAUGACACUUGGUCUUUGAAUUCACCUAUGCUUUUGAAAUUUUUGCAUCAAAAAUUAUUAAAGCAAAAUGUGAAAUUUGUUAAACUUCAUAUUAGAUCAUUGCUGCAAACCAUGGAGCAGUAUGAAAGUAACGAAAACUUUGUUGGAAUUAUUGAUUGUUCUGGUAGGGGAAUUCAAAUGACUCCUAUUGGCUCUCUGAAUACUGAUCCAAAUUGUUAUCCAAUUAGAGGCCAAACAUUGAUGUUGAAGUCUUCUAAACUUAAGAACACCUCUUAUUAUAACAAGACUAUUACAUAUCAAACCGUCAAUCCGAAGAAUAGUUCAGAGACUGAUUGGACUUUUAUUAUUCCAAGACCACCAUUGUCGGAUGGGGUGUUCAUUUUGGGAGGAACAAAACAAGAAAGACAGGAAUCUCCAAUAACUCCUAGAAGCGAAGAUCGCGAAGUCCUUUUAGGCCGGGCCAAGAAGUUCUUUCCUGAAAUCUUUGACUCGGAUGUUCCUCAAUAUGAGAUUUUAAAGAACGUGGUCGGAUUCAGACCUGCAAGAGUUGGCGGCUUUAAACUUGAAAAGCAAUGGUAUCCAAGGGCUGGAGGAAAAUUCAUAAUCUGCAGUUACGGUGCUGGUGGAAUGGGCUAUGAAUUAUCAUUUGGAGCAGCUUCCAAGGUGCUUAAGUUAGUGGAGAGUCAAGAAAAUUUUGCGAAGUUGUGA